Molecule: messenger RNA, 1443 nt
Organism: Neospora caninum
Lineage: Eukaryota; Apicomplexa; Conoidasida; Eucoccidiorida; Sarcocystidae
Exons: 9
Coding region: 1-1443 (480 amino acids)
Source: RefSeq, a predicted model, not a curated record
AUGGGGGCCUCAGUUUCCACUGCGAGAGGCACACAGGCGCUUUCUGCUCUCGCUGUCGCGACAGGCGCUGCGGCGAUUUGGUGGCUGACGCGUCCCAACGGAUGGGGUUCCCAGAAAACUGGGGCGUUGGGCGUAGGUCUGCCCAGUGAGGAGGAGACGGAGACGGCAAUGAAGGAGAUCUGUGAAGACUUUCACGCAAUUUUCACUGAACUGGCCCAGGUGUCGAGAAAUGUAAUUCGGGCAAUGCAAGACCAGGGCUUUCAGAAACCGGUUCCUCGGGAACAGGUCGAGGCAAUGCUAAUGCAACAAAUGUUUCGCGAACGGCUGACCGUGGCGGAGGCAGCGGUCCUUGCCCGGAAGCGGAUUUCCAAGGAAUCUCUAGAACGUGCAUGCGAUUUAUAUAAAGACAAGAAUGAGAGCGUGCAAGUAUACAUUGACGGCUUGAAGGCAAUGUACCGGGACGCAGUCGAUGGCGAGCUCCCCAUGCUUCCGGGAAUGACGCUGCCAGACGAGGUAACAGAGGACAAGAUCCUCCUUGUCCUGGAGCAAAUCCACAACGCUAAGCAGGCAAGAUUUCAAGAAGUGCUAAGGACCGGCACUGUUUCCGUCCGAUUGAAACAACUUCUAGACGAGAUGCAUACAGAAACCAUUAUGGCACUAAUGAACAAGCGAAAGAAGAUGGCUUCUCCGAAGCAGCAGCGUCCUGCUGCAGACUCUUGCAUCGCAGCAGCCUUGCACCCGAAGGUGGAAGAGACGACGGGAGAAGAGCUUCCGCUCCGACUGCAGAGCUGCGCCGACUGUGGCGGGUGCGUCGUAUGCUUGAUCUUGCGAGGCGAAGGCGGAGAAAAUGAAGCUGAUGUGAACCCGGGGGCAGGAGCAGACGGCAAAGAGGUGAAGGAGAAUGCGCCACGAGGAGGCAUACGCUCCUUGCGGGAGCUAGGCGAAUUCUGUGAGGCUGUUGAUGAAAUGGACCAUCAGGACAUCUCGUUUGUCUACCUAACCCACUUGGAGGCGCGGAAAAUGGAGGCAGAGGCAAUGAAGACAGCUGCUUCAAAGGCUGAAGAAGAUGGCGCAGCCUAUGUAUUUUUUCAAGGUGCAGACCUCUAUACGGCGGCGCCGACGUUGGCUGAUCUCGUACAGACGGUCCAGAAGGAGAGAGAGAAGUUCUCAGCACGACGAUCUGAGGAUCCACAAGGAGAAGAAAGAAAUGUUCCAGCAUGCGACUCGAGAUCGUCACCUGCAGGGACGAAUGCCCGCCGCAGUUCCUUAUCGGCACCAGGGACUGAAGAGCCGUGCAAUGCGCAAACGACUGAGGACGCUGAAAUGAUGCCCUCUGCUAAUUCAGUGGACAUGUCGUGCCCAGCCAGCGAGGGAGUUGGCGUCAACGGAGUUACGUUGAAUGGAGGGGGGAGUAGAAAAACCAGUAUGACAUUGCUGGCUUGA